CGUUGAAUGACCCUCUCACUUAUCGCUCCGCCAUCUUCGAAGCUUCCUUCCGUCCGCAGCAUACACGAGCGCCCACUCGAGGUGCUAGCGAGCCUUGUCGAGUACCUUCGCACCAUUUACAACCCUCCCGUCCGUGGGACUCGUCGCAUCGACCGCAAGGCUCUCAAGCGAUCUUCUACUCUUUGUACUGGCGACGACGGAAAGGCAGCGCUAGAAGCGCUCCGCGCAGACGAGUUCGAGCGGGCGUAUGCCGUCCGCUGGCUCAAUGGACUCGUCUGCCAAGCCUCUCUACUUUCCGACCCACUCGAAGACAGCGCGGUCAGUGGGGACUCAUACAAUGUCGAGGACAAGGUCGACACUCUAAUUCAUUCGGCCACGGCUCUCAUCGCGGUUUGCGCAGGGUCCGCCGCCCUCAGGACCCUUACCCGCCAGUACGCUUUCUACGCGCCUUCCCUCGAAGCGGACGUCGACAUCAGCUUAACGGACCUCUCUAUCUCUGUCGAUGCCGACUCAGCGACUGUCGGGACGCAGACCUGGGGUAGUGCGUGUCUCAUGGCGGAGAUGCUGGUGGAGGAGCCGGGCAAGUUCGGCUUGACAGACGAGGUGCUGAGUCGCGCCGAGGGGGUGCGGGUACUAGAGCUCGGGGCGGGGACUGGGCUGGUCAGCCUUGCCGCGGCGAAGUACUUGUCUAUGCGCGGGGUGAAAGCCACCGUUGUCGCGUCGGACUACCAUCCUGCUGUGCUCAGCAACUUGGCGCACAACAUCGCAGCAAACUUCCCUCCCCCUUCACCUGCAUCGGCGGAUGUCUCGUUAUGUGCACACGCGCUCGACUGGUCGAAGUUCUCCCUUCCCGGGACGGCGCACCAUCAUACCGCGGAGCCGCCUUUUGAUACGCCGUUCGACGUGAUCCUGGGUGCGGACAUAAUCUACGAGCUCACGCAUGCGUUGUGGAUCCGCGAUACCGUUGCAGCCCUCCUCCCUCCCUCGCGAUCGGCUCCGGCACAUGCACCAGCUCCUCGCUUUCACCUCAUCAUUCCCCUCCGUCCAACGCAUACAUCCGAGUCGCACAUGGUCGAAGAGGUCUUCCUUCCAGCCAGUAUCGGUUCUGCUCGUCCCUCGUCCGAGUUGGCGCUAUGCGUGUUGGAGAAAGAGACCAUUCUGUGCGAAGUGGAGGAUGCGCGUCGCUCGGAGGUGGAGUAUCUAUCAAGCGUAUUAUCGGUAAUGUUAUUCUGCGUCGCAGAGUACUUACAACUCACCAGUAUUAUUCUACGCUCGGGGGAGAUCGCUCACAUGGGCGACAAGCUCGGCAGCUUUCACGAAGACAUGGUCACCGCUCUUACUGUCAGCGAGGUUGCCUCCGCGUCAAGUCGAGUAUCUCUAUCGCCGCAUGAUCAGUGCGAGGCGCUCGCUGGAGUGGGGCCCGAUAGCACAAUCACCAACUCGAACGUUCUACUAAUGCGAUGCAUCCAGCGGUCCGCGACACAUCGCAGGAAAAUCAAGAGCCUGGAAUUGGGACUCCGGGAAGAAUAA
Dichomitus squalens LYAD-421 SS1 is the source of this 1530-nucleotide messenger RNA. RefSeq lists its product as uncharacterized. The record is from RefSeq and is a predicted model, not a curated record. The transcript is spliced from 3 exons. NCBI's taxonomy places the organism in Eukaryota, Fungi, Basidiomycota, Agaricomycetes, Polyporales, Polyporaceae. The coding region runs from base 7 to 1530 and encodes 507 amino acids.